AUGCCAGAUUAUGGCCCCGAAUGCGCUGGUGCCACUGUCAAUGCAGCUGGGAAUUCAAUUUUUGGCAUCAGCCUUCCCUUCAUCGGGACAUUGUGCGCGUCGUUGUGCACGGCCUCGCAGGUCAAGAGGGGAGACAAAUACCGUGAUGACACUCGCGCGUUGUUGAAGAAGCACUUCCAAGACUUUCAUCCAGGCACCAAGGUGGAGAUACGGAAUCACCUCCUCAGCCUGGAAAAGACGAAGAAACGUGUAGACAGAACUAGUUGGUGGAUUCAGAAACAAGCAACUAAAUACCGUGAGGAGGCAGAGGCACUGUUCAACAUGGUCGACGAUCUUUCCAGUCAUGUUGAAACCAAGACGCUACUUAGACAGAACAACAUGAGCUGUGAAACCAUCGCCUCAGUCAUUGGCCCUGAAAUCCCUGAUGUGAUUCCUCUCAAGUCGAUCAAGCCCACCAACCGUACACGUACUCCUGCUCCGUCCAUUCCGGAAGCUCGUGCAAAUGCCAAGCCUGUCUCUGAGUCUAUUCCCUCAACAAGUCAGCGUUUGCUCCCGAACCGCUUGGGUACUCAAGAUCCCACAGUACCAACUCUCAUCUCAGACCAGGCAGGGCUCCCAUCGCGUCCGGAAGCAGCACGUAUACGAGCAGUAGCGACGAUUACGCCGGCUGCCAAUGGGAAUGCCUCAGACGAGUCAUUGGGUCUUCGUGGGUUGUUCCCGACCAGUUCUAGAGGUCGAGAGGACGUUCAGUAG
Stereum hirsutum FP-91666 SS1 is the source of this 753-nucleotide messenger RNA. RefSeq lists its product as uncharacterized. Lineage: Eukaryota; Fungi; Basidiomycota; Agaricomycetes; Russulales; Stereaceae. The record is from RefSeq and is a predicted model, not a curated record. The transcript has 6 exons. The coding region runs from base 1 to 753 and encodes 250 amino acids.